AUGUCUCAUACCGCUGUGCAGGGUAGUAUUGGCAGCCAUUCUGCCAUGGGGAUGCGCACCCACAAAAUAUAUCUGUACGAGUGCGAGAAUUUCCAAGGCCGCAUGAUGGAGUUAAGCGGGGAGUGUCGCAACAUCUGUGAGAAGGGCCUCGACCGCGUCCGCUCCAUCAUAGUGGAGUGUGGCCCCUGGGUGGGUUACGAACAGCAGAACAUGUGUGGUGAGAUGUUCAUUUUGGAGAGGGGAGAGUACCCCCGCUGGGACACGUGGUCAAACAGCUACCGCUGUGAUCGCUUCAUGUCCGUCAGGCCGGUCCGCAUGGACCCACAAGAUCAUAAGAUUUGCCUGUACGAGUGUAUGAACUUUGAAGGCCGUAAGAUGGAGGUCUGUGAUGAAGACAUCCCCAGUCUGUGGUCUUAUGGCUUCCAGGACAGAGUAGCUAGUAUUCAAGUCACUGGAGGAACGUGGGUUGGGUACCAAUACCCUGGCUAUCGUGGAUACCAAUACCUGUUCGAGUUUGGCUCUUAUAAGCACUGGAAUGAGUGGGGUGCCAACCACCCUGAGAUCCAGUCUAUCCGACGAGUGCGGGACAUGCAGACACAUCGCAGAGGGUGCUUCGAGAUGACCGCAUAA
Messenger RNA from Colossoma macropomum (tambaqui), 630 nucleotides. It is a transcript of the gene crybb1l3, whose product is annotated as crystallin, beta B1, like 3. The coding region runs from base 1 to 630 and encodes 209 amino acids. Gene Ontology annotation, biological process: lens development in camera-type eye; visual perception. Gene Ontology annotation, molecular function: structural constituent of eye lens. The transcript is spliced from 5 exons. NCBI's taxonomy places the organism in Eukaryota, Metazoa, Chordata, Actinopteri, Characiformes, Serrasalmidae. The record is from RefSeq and is a predicted model, not a curated record.